Komagataella phaffii GS115 is the source of this 2121-nucleotide messenger RNA. RefSeq lists its product as uncharacterized. NCBI's taxonomy places the organism in Eukaryota, Fungi, Ascomycota, Pichiomycetes, Pichiales, Pichiaceae. The record is from RefSeq and is a predicted model, not a curated record. Bases 1 to 2121 code for a protein of 706 amino acids. Gene Ontology annotation, molecular function: pyridoxal phosphate binding; molybdenum ion binding; catalytic activity. The transcript has a single exon.
AUGCUGUCUGGAUGUGUGAUUUCGGAGAUUCACCAACAGGAAUACGCUAAUAAUGAGUCCGAGAUCUACUUGGAUAACGCAGGAAUGCCCAUGUUUGCCAAAUCAGUGCUGGCUGAAUCAAUGCAAAUGAUGAUGUUGGGUCCUUGGGGCAAUCCACAUUCACAGUCUUUGGCUUCUCAGAGAUCACAGGCGAUGAUCGAUAAGACAAGAUUGGAUGUUUUGAAUUGGUUUGGCGUUAAAGCUGAGCAUUUCGGAGUGUGCUUUACCUUGAACAGCACCCAUGCUGUGAAAUUGCUAUCUGAGGUGUUUUCAGACAAAUUCCCUGAAUUCAAAUACUUUUAUGAGAGAAACUCCCACACGUCUUUAAUUGGUGUUAGAGAGCAUUCUGGUGAGAGUCAAGUGUUUGAUCUAGACAUCGAAACACCCUUGGCAGUCUCUGAUGCCCCCACUCUGGUGUCGUGGUCUGGCCAAUCUAACUUCAACGGUCAAAAGUUUCCAACCAACCUACCUUUGAGAAACUCAGGCGAUGCUUGUUUUAGACUUUUGGAUGCUAGUUCACUGGCAGGAUCUAAUACUGUGAAUCUGUCCGAAUCUAAUGCUGAUUUCAUCGCCGUAUCAUUUUACAAAAUUUUCGGCUGCCCAGAUAUGGGAGCUCUUAUCUAUAAGAAAGAUCGAAUGGCACAGAUUGCUAGAUCGAAGAGAUACUUUGGAGGAGGAACUGUUGAUGCUUUGAAUUUGGAUGGCUUCGUCAAAAGAAAAGAAGACCUAACUUUGUUAUUAGAAGAUGGUACCAUCCCAGUUCAUUCCAUCAUUCAACUUCAGUGCGCUAUGAAUGUGCAUCACAGGUUGUUUGGAAGUAUGAAUCAGGUAUCAUGGUACUUGAAAACUCUGACAGAAUAUGCUGUGAACAGGUUAACAAGUUUGAAAUAUUCAAAUCGUAGGCCACAGGUAAUAUUGUACAGAUCUGGAUUGAAUGAGUAUGGACCAAUUCUGUCAUUUUCUUUAUUGAGUGAGUCUGGUAGAGUUUUAGGUUACUAUGAUUUUGACAAAUUCGUCUCAGCAAGAGGAAUUGCCCUUCGUACGGGAACCUUAUGCAAUAUUGGAGGAGUUUCCAAAUUUUUGAACCAGUCUAACGAACAAAUCGUAAAGAACUCAAAUUUAGGGCAUAAAUGUGGCGAUUCAAUGGAUGUUAUCAACGGAAAUGCAACAGGUGUUGUAAGGAUAAGUUUUGGAAUGUGCAAUUCCUUUCAGCACAUUGACUUUUUGACGGAGUGUAUUUCAGACUUUUUGAGUGAUUCAUUGGCAAUAGAAGCAACUCUGGCGCAUGAAAAAGUUCCAUGUACAAUAGAACAGAUAACAAUCUAUCCUAUCAAAUCAUGCCCUGGUUUUGAUGUGCCUAGACAUACAGCAUGGAAUGUGACAUCUACAGGACUGGAGUUUGAUAGGCAGUUUUGUUUGAUUAAUUUAAUGACGAACACAGUUAUGCAAUUGAAGUCAUUUCCCAAGAUGGUGAAGCUACUACCUAUACUGGACAGAGAAAACAUGGUUUUGCGGUUCAAGAACGAUCCGACCAUUCAAGUGUCAUUGCACGACGAUAGGAAACACAGUACAAAAAAAAUUGAAAGUGGGGGCAAAGCCUAUGAAUGUAUCAUGGAUAAAGCAAUUUUAGACUUUUUGUACGAUACAGUGAAGACUGAGUGCUGCCUGGCAAGGCUGGUACCUACAAAAGUGAACACAAGUCUCCAAAAUAAAUCAGCUUUCCUUUUCAUCAGUGCACCCAGUCUGGAAGAAGUUGAGAGAACCCAUGGAGGUGGUCUUUUACGAUCACGAUUCAGAGCCAACUUUUUGGUGAAAGGCAAGAUGCUGUCUCCCUUUAUCGAGGAUACCUGGAGUAGGAUAGAAAUACCCGAAAGAAGAAUGGAUCUAACAGUAACUGAGAAAUGUGGCCGAUGUCAUAUGAUCACCAUCGAUGAUUCUGGAGGGAGAGAUUUUGGACUCUUCAAGGAGCUGAGUCAAACGAGAAAACAGCAAGGAAAAAUCUACUUUGGAAUCAACGUUGAUAUGGCCGACUCAAAAGCCGGAACUGUACUCGUCGGGGAUGAAAUCUUAGGGGUGCCAUAA